UGAAUUCGAAAACGUCAAAAUUGUCAAACGAAAAGUCUAGUUUGGUAUUGAUUUUUUGGUAUUCAUAAUACAUAAUCUUGCUGCUGCUGCUGCAUUCUGUUGGGAAAUUGAGCGGCAAACGAUAUCUGCACAAAAAUGUCGGCGAAAUUGAAUGAAGCCCAAGAACAUUGCAAGGCUGCAGAAAAGUUUUUGAAAACUUCACUGCUGCGAUGGAAGCCAGAUUAUGAUUCAGCAGCAGAUGAAUAUAGUCAAGCAGCCCAAUGCUACCGCAUUGCACGUGAUUUGAAGAAAUCCAAAGAUUGCUAUAUUAAGGCUUCAGAGAUGUACAAGAAAAACCAUUCCUUUUUCCAUGCCGGAAAAGCCCUUGAGAAUGCAAUUAUUGUCAGUAAAGAAAUUUCAUCUCCAGAUGAGAUUUUCACUUUGGCAUGCGAUUCUAGCAGUCUUUACCAGCAACAUGGUUCAGGUGACUCAGGAGCUAAUGUCCUUGACAAAGCAGCCAAGAUUAUCGAGGAGAAGUCGCCUGAGAAAGCCGUAAAGUUGUACCAACAGGCAGCUGAUGUGUCAUCUACUGAAAGCAGUCAACAUCAAGGAUCUGAAUACAUUAGUAAAUCAUCAAGGAUAUUAGUCAAAUUGCAAAGAUACGACGAAGCAGUGGACAGUCUUCGCAGGGAGAUUGGUUUCCAUCAGGAGGCUGGUAACAUUGGAGCUGUGGGCCGCCUUACCGUUGCCAUUGUGCUGGUGCAACUGGCUAGAGGAGAUGCAGUAGCUGCAGAAAAAGCUUAUAAAGAAUGGGGUAACAACUGUGAAGCACCUGAAAUGCAAACUAUUGAGCAGUUGCUCCAAGCUUAUGAUGAAGAAGACAGGGACUCGGCUAAAAGGGCUCUAGCAUCUCCAUUUAUACGUAGCAUGGAUGUAGAGUAUGCUCGUUUGGCAGCCUCAAUACCGCUACCUGAAGGAAUCGAGCCUCCGCCUAAAGCUGCAGUCCGGGAGAAUGCGGCACCAUCAUAUGUCAGCCCGAAUGCUUCAUACAUGCAGGCAAAAUCUGAUGACAAUAAGGCUGACUAUACAUAUGAAGAUAAGAAAACUGAUGAUGAAGAUGAGUUGUGUUAAAUAAGAUUAGAAUUUUUGGGGAUAAAUAUCACUUACAUUUAUCCCCCGUCUUUUAUCUGAAUUUCAAUUAUUAAUAUUUAAAAAUAUUAUGCAUUUAUAUUAUAAAAUAUUAAGAUGUUUCAUAAAAUCAUUUGCUUUAGAUGUAUUCUUAAGUAUGUGCACUAUUACUUAUUAUUAAGUAUUGUUCAGUGUAUAUUUUAAAUUAAAACACUUUGUAUGCCUUAUAUGUGUAAAUUUUCAAUUUUAUUAGAAGUUGGAACUUUGAUGUAUCCUAUGGUGUUCUUGUUAGCCAAUUUUUAUUAAGGCAAAGUAUAUUAUAAUACAAUAUUUAGGUCAUAAAGAUACCUUAAUAUUAAUUAUGUUAAAUCUUAACCUAAUAAAUUAUCGCCCUCUAGACAGAAUAAAACAAUAUAUAUUUAAAACAGUGGAGAACUAUUGCUGAAAAAUAGUUCAGUUAUUGCUUUAUGUUCAAUUGUAAUUCCAUAUAAAUAUUAUUUGAUAUAAAAAGGGUUUCAGGAGUUAUGUUAAAAUGUUUAAUGUUGUGCAGAAUGUAUGUUCAUAAAGUUUUUCUAUUUGUUAACUUAAUAUAUUUUUGGGGCUAAUAAUAUUUAAAAAGUAUAUUUAAAUUGCUGAUAGGGCUAAUUUAUGUACCAUGAAAACAUAAUAUUUAUAAAUAUGUAUUCUAAUUAAUAUUUAGUUAUAAUUGUUUAAUUUGGCAAAUAAUUUUAAUAUAUAUAGUGUAAACUCCACAUAACGUCACUCGAUUUAACGUCAAACUCCUUAAAGCGUCAUAAUUGCUUUGUCUGAUUGGUUUUCCUUGUUUUUCAUAGAAAAAAAAAUUAUGUUAUAAUUUUAUAUGUUAAAUUUAAAUUUUUAAAUCGAAAUAAUGCAAUUUCAGAUAACUAAAUAAUGAUACCCACAAAUUAGAGUAGGAUAAGUGCGCACGUUUUAAAUUAGAAUUGUCAUAAAAAUAUGUUUUAUUUCAUUGUUAGUAUUUCGAAAGCAAUGUUCAUAAACAUAUCAUAAUUAAUGAUUAUGAUAUAAAAUGAUGCGUCCUUAAUAAAUGAGAGAUUUCUAUGGUGUCUAUGACUAAACUUGAAUGAUAAGCUGAAAAUCUUCAGAGUAGGCCAUUUAAACAAAGAUCGAUGUUGUAAUUACUUUGAAUGUAAGUUGACUAUUAAGAGCGCAAUAAAUUUGCCUGCCUAAAUAUUGUUAGUAAAUUAUUAAUAUAAUUGUGAGUAAAUUGUUGCUUUAUUUUAAUAGAAGUUUUUCAAUGUUAAGAUUAUAUAGAAAAUGUUUUAAAUUAAGCUAUUAUAUGUUGCACUAUUAUUUUUGAUAUUUGUAAAUUAUUGGAGAUAGGUGGUUAAUGUUUUAAGUACCUAUCGAAUAGUUAAGAGUAAAGAUGUAUUUUUAUUUGAAAUAUAUGUAUAUGUUGUAAUGAGUAGCAUUUAGUAUAAUUGUGUUCAUUUACGGAAUUGCAAUAAGAAAAAAUGUAUAAUUGUAUGUUUAGAAGGGGACAUGUAUGGAUUAUUUAAAUCACUCUUCUAGGUCUUAAAUUUAUAACUUUUAGAAAGCUUUGUGUAUGUUAUAAAAUAAAUAGAUAAUGUGCUUCAACUUUCAUAUUUCACUUAUUUGAAAGACAUUCAUGUUUUCCAUUACAAUUUUGUAAUGCUUACUAAUUACUUCUUUAUUUCUAGUCUAUUAAACUAGAAUGAUGGUCAAUUCAAUAUUCAUGUUAAAUAUUGCUUCUAAAAUAAA
Molecule: messenger RNA, 2868 nt
Organism: Papilio xuthus (Asian swallowtail)
Lineage: Eukaryota; Metazoa; Arthropoda; Insecta; Lepidoptera; Papilionidae
Product: gamma Soluble NSF attachment protein 1
Exons: 8
Coding region: 136-1110 (324 amino acids)
Biological process (GO): intracellular protein transport
Cellular component (GO): vacuolar membrane; SNARE complex
Molecular function (GO): soluble NSF attachment protein activity; syntaxin binding
Source: RefSeq, a predicted model, not a curated record